This is a messenger RNA of Penaeus indicus, 3784 nucleotides long. Its product is annotated as acetoacetyl-CoA synthetase-like. Gene Ontology annotation, biological process: lipid metabolic process. NCBI's taxonomy places the organism in Eukaryota, Metazoa, Arthropoda, Malacostraca, Decapoda, Penaeidae. The transcript has 12 exons. Gene Ontology annotation, molecular function: acetoacetate-CoA ligase activity. The record is from RefSeq and is a predicted model, not a curated record. Bases 86 to 2068 code for a protein of 660 amino acids.
GCCGCGAUCAGCUGGCAGUCACACCACCUCAACGUAAGGAACAGGUAGUGCAUCGGCGAUUCGUUCGUAGUUGAUAAAAAAAAUCAUGCAAGGGAACGCCGAUGUGUGUUUAUGGAAGCCGGACCCGAGGAAGAAAACAAAGAUAGAUGAAUUCCGAGAAUUAAUAAACAAGAAGCACGGUCUCCAACUUGGGGAUUACCAUGAGCUGUACAAGUGGUCGGUGGAGGAAUAUCCAUCUUUCUGGGGUGCCUGGUGGGAGUUCGCCAAGUUCGUGCACUCUUCCCCGCCCAGCCAAGUGGUGGACCCCUCCCUUGUUAUCAACGAAAUUCCUCGCUGGUUCUCUGGGGCCAAGCUCAACUUUGCCGAGAAUCUCCUGCGCUUCAAGGAUGACCGUGUCGCGAUUUAUGCCACAGGUGAGGGUCAGCCUGGCAUUACUACUAUCACAUACCAGCAGUUACACAAGAGCGUCGGUAUGUAUGCCAGGGCGCUGAAAGGGUGCGGAGUUAAAUGCAGUGAUCGUGUCGUUGGUUACAUGCCCAACUGCCCCCAGACAGUGGAGUCUAUGUUGGGCACAGCUGCCAUAGGUGCAACAUGGAGCUCAACCUCACCUGACUUUGGGGUCACAGGUGUUUUGGAAAGGUUUACGCAGAUAGAACCGAGUGUCCUCUUUACAGUGGAAGCAGUCGUCUACAACGGGAAGAUCCAUGAUCACACUGCCAAGGUCAAGAAGGUUGUUGCAGGCCUGAAGCACUUGAAGAAAGUUGUCAUUGUGCCAUUUGUGUAUAAGAAACAGGACAUUGACAUUUCUGACAUCCCAAAUAGCAUUUUCCUUGACGACUUCCUGGCCGAGUGGGCCACGGGGGAAGCCAUAGAGUUCGAGCAGCUCCCUUUCCACCAUCCGCAGUUCAUCAUGUUCUCAUCUGGAACAACCGGCAUCCCCAAGUGCAUGGUUCACUCAGCAGGGGGAACGCUCAUCCAAAUAGCCAAGGAACACAUUCUUCAUUGCGAUCUCACAAGGGAAGAUGUCCUUACCUACUAUACCACAACGGGUUGGAUGAUGUGGAACUGGCUUGUGGUGGGGCUUUUCACCGGCUGCUCUCUCUUUCUCUAUGAUGGUUCUCCGCUUCUGCCCACACCCUCCAUCAUGUGGGACCUUGUCGACAAGCUUGGAAUCACUGUCCUCGGCACAGGUGCUAAGUGGCUGGCCGUGCUGGAGGACAGGGGAGUAAAGCCUCGGGAGACCCACGACCUGUCCUCCCUGAGAGCCAUUCUCUCAACUGGAUCUCCACUUGCAAGCCACUCCUUCAGAUAUGUCUAUCGGGAUAUUAAGGAGGAUGUGAUGCUGGGCUCUAUCACAGGAGGAACUGACAUCAUUUCCUGCUUCAUGGGCAGCAACCCCACCUUGCCUGUGCAUGAGGGUGAGAUCCAGUCUAGGAACCUAGGCAUGGCAGUUGAGGCUUGGAACGAGGAGGGGCAGCUGGUUUAUGACACAAGUGCGGAGCUGGUGUGCACAAAGCCCUUCCCGUCCAUGCCCACACACUUCUGGAACGAUGAUGGCGAGAUCAAGUACACCAAGGCUUACUUUGCAAAGUACCCCCGCACGUGGACUCACGGUGACUUUGUUACCUUCAACUCCAAGACAGGAGGAAUAACAAUGCUUGGGCGCAGUGAUGGAACGCUGAACCCAAAUGGUGUCCGUUUUGGAAGCGCAGAGAUUUACAACAUUGUUGAACAGUUUGACGAGGUAAAUGACAGUGUGUGCGUAGGCCAAAGGAAUGCAGAGGGUGAGGAACGGGUUGUACUCUUUUUGAAGAUGCUCCCUCCCGCCGAACUGACACCAGAGUUCAAGCGCCGUCUGGCAGUGGCAAUUCGUACACAGCUUUCAGCUAGGCAUGUUCCCUCUGUCAUCCUGCCCAUUUCAGAAGUGCCAUACACCGUGAGUGGCAAGAAGGUGGAGGUUGCCGUGCGACAGGUCAUCCAAGGGGAGACUGUCGGAAAUCGAGCGGCACUCUCCAACCCGGACUCUCUCGACCUGUAUGCCAACCUCCCUGAACUGCAAGGUUGGUGAGGCUCCAAGGGACGGAUAGUGAGAUUCGAGGAAGGAUGGUGAAUCUACAAAGGUGGCAAGAUGCAUAAUGUAAAUCCACUUGUUGAUCUGUACUAGUGGCAAGUUAGGUGACCUGGUUCUGCACAAGAUGCUGGGGACAAGUCAUAUUAUGCUGACAUGUAAAAUGGAAAUUGAAGAAAAGCAAAGGGGAAGUGGUAAUAAAAACUGCAGAAGGAAGGAAGAAAAGAAAGUAAAAGUGAUAGGCUUAUAUUGCUGAUUAUGUGCCUUUUUAAGUGUCCUGGUGUAGAAAUUUGAUCUGGUUUAACAAUGAGAAUGUUAAUACUAUUUUUUUCAGUGCUGCUGAAAUUAUGGUCAAGAAUUGAUGAUCAUCAAAAAGUAUUGUGUUACUCAGGCUUUGUAACAUUAAAGUGUUGUUUAAGUUUUAGGUUGUUAAAAAAAGGUCUGUGACUGAAAAUAGAAUGUGAAGAGUAUAAUUAAAACAAGUUGGCAGCAUAUCAUUGCAUUUAUAAGAAAGCUUACUUUGGGUUAUUUUGCACUGCAUUAACUCUUAUGAUAAUUUAAAUAUGAUGGAUUUUCUCAUGUGUUAAUAUUCUGGUUUGUAUAAAUGUAAUACGUUUCAAUAACUUUUGAAAAUCAUCAGGAGUGUGAAUCUUAAAUGUAUUUUCUCAAUGAGAAAAUUACUUAUAUUGACUAUUUGAAUUUUAGUAAAGAAAAUCUUUCUCUGUCUCUCUCUUUCCAUUUUUUAAGGAAUUAAAGAAUUUUACAAAAGAUCUGUACAAGUAUUUGAAUAUAGUAUCAAGAGAUUUGGUUGAUCACUUGCACUAGACAUCAGUCUUGUGAAAUGCUUUCAGUACUGAUGCAAUCUGAGGUGUCACAACUGGAGUCACAGUGAAAAGUUUGAUGUUUAGGGUUUAGGUUAAGUGAAGAUAUGAUCGGGUUUUACAUCACAAACCCACACAAGGGCUAGGGUGGUGCCCUCUCCAGAAGGAUUUUGGUUUUGGCAAGGAGAACCCAUUAGCUCAAGUGGAUGCCCUUCCAAACAUAGAUCCUGGGCAGGAAUCGAAUUCUCAGGCUGGGUGACCAACGCUCAUGGUCUCCAGUUGCAGGCAUUACUGCUGCACCACGGCAGCUGCCUUAGAUUAAAUGAACUAAACUUAAUAUUAUGCAUUAGCAGGGAGCAAGAGUGAGUUUGAUAUAUUUGUAGGAAAAAGUGAGUAACUAGAAAAGAGACGUUAUUGACAGGUUUCUGUUAAAUCUUUACCAGAAUUGCAUGACGUAAUUGUAAUGAAGAUUUAAUCAAAAUACAUCAUUUAUGUUGCUCAUGUAUUCAAAUUAUUCGUUCUCAUCUGUAACUCUUUCUACUUUGGUCGUAAUAAGCCUGUGUGAUUGUAAUUUCUUUGUGAUUGUUUUUAUAGUUUCUGAGCUGUCAAUACUGUUGUGCAAUGUAUUCUCAGUCUGUUUCCUGAGAUGCGAUGAUGAAUCACAAAGAAAGGUCUUUUACUCAGCAUAGAAAACUGUGAUAGCUGUUUGGUAAUUUUUUUGUUAGGGUUGAAGAUAUAUAUACACAAAUAGGCUUUUAGUUAUGGAAAAAUCUGUAAUAAUUUUAUACAUUUUAUAAAUAUGCUGGUCUAUAUAAAGAAAGAAAUUAUGUAAAUUUAUAUAGAGGACAAAACCUAUAUGUAUAUAUCUUAACACAUUAUAUAUAAUGAGGAAAAA